AUGAGUAUACCUCACAUCAAUACUAUCGAUUUUGGACAGCCCACUGCAUCUACACAAAGUGGAGUAGGUGAAUCAGCCCACAGUUCAGGACCUGGAGCAUGGUUCCUUGAAGACGAUUUUGAUGUCAGUGCGCUUGAUUUCUCAAUAACCUCUACGAUAUCCGAAUGGGCGCAGAUCCCGAAUGUGUUUCCUGUUGCGAGUCUAUCUACUGGAGAGCAUGAUGUUUUCACCCCCGUUCGAAGCGCUGUUCAAGAUAUUGAAGCUUCAAACAUGGCUGGGGACACAGUCAAGCGAAAAUGGUUCACCCAUAUGUCGCCAUCUGAUGAGAACCAACCAAAUCGAGAAUUUGCCGGCAUAGGAGCAAACUUGCCAGGACAAACGAAGGCAAAUGAAUCUUACCGAGCUGGACUAUCCCAAAAGCUCCGUCGACCUAUGGAGGAUGAGGUACUACCAUCCUCAGAGCAACUGAACCUCUUUGCCAAAUUAUACUUUCAUCGGUUUCAUCCUUUAUUACCAGUCAUACAUGCUCCUUCAUUUCGGCCAACGGUGGAAAACUCUCUAUUGUUCCUCUCAAUCUGCUCCAUUGGCAGCUUAUUUGUCGGGUCUUCUCGGGCACUGGCUCAGGGAUCACGCAUAUUUGAGCGGCUGGAUAAAGCGAUUUUAGCAUCAUGGGAAUCCUUCUUGUCGGAAAGCCGACCAGAUGCCCUGUCUAUGGUACAGGCUGCUAUUUUGGGUCAAACCUAUGCUAUUCUAGCUGGGAAGCCCAAGUACCUUGUUCUGGCAGAUGUAUUGCACGGGACAGUUGCCUCAUGGGCCCGCGAAGCAAAUCGAUUAGGUGCUCUUUGCAGCCAACCACAAGAUAUUCUGAGCAGCGCAGAUAUUGAACAAAGUUGGCAUCGAUGGAUUGAUAGCGAACAACGUGCCCGAGUUCAAGCCGCAUUGAAUAUCCACGAUGCCGAGCUUGCUGCUCUGUAUCACCACGAACCGAUUCGCAGUCAUCGACUUCGCCAAUUUCCCCAUCUGGCAUCUGACGAAUUGUUCUCGGCUCCUACUGCGUCCAAAUGGGAAGUUCUUCUAAAGCAAUCAAUUCAAAUCCAGAGUGAAAAUCAAUUGAAAGCUCAACUCUCUACCAAUCCAUUCCCAGUCACAGGCCAAGACUCUAGAUUUACUGCGUAUGGAAUCCUUGAAGGAAUCAGCGCUCGUCUCAUAGAUGCCAAAAAGUCGCAAGCGUUCGACCAUCUAGUCUGUCAAGAUACCUCCAAUCUCUUGAUUCAGUGGUGGCAGACAUACCAUACGACAGGCCAAGACCCGUUUUGUCUACCCGUGUUGUGGCAUUCCAUUUUCAUAUCGCUAUACGCAGACAUGGACCUUCUAGAACGAGCAGUCGGGCGAGAUGGUCGGGCCCCGGCCCUGGAAGCAUCGGGAUCGGCACGAGAAUGGGCCUCUUCUGUGGAUGCAAGCCGCUGCCUCGUGCACGCAUCACUGAUCGCCCGGUAUCUCGAGCGCAUGAGUAUAUCCGCCGAGCCAGCGUUACAUGUCCCUCGUGCGCUAUUCUCGGCAGCACUGGUAUACUUGUGUGUUUCACAAUAUGCGCCCAAACAUGUUGUAAGUGCGGAGGCGUUUACGUCGCCGGAGGUCAACUUGCUGGGUGAAGGGGCUGCAGAGGCUGCAUGCUGUCCUGGUAGUACGCAGAGUAGUGAGUACUCUGUAUUUACAGAUUUGGAUCAAUUAUAUGGGAUGAUUGACCUACUACAGCGGGGUGGACGUUGGGGUAUUUCACAGGCUUUUGCGCAUGUUCUUUCUACGGUGCUAGAUGAGGGCAAGGGUGCUUAUGGAUAA
Molecule: messenger RNA, 1839 nt
Organism: Penicillium coprophilum
Lineage: Eukaryota; Fungi; Ascomycota; Eurotiomycetes; Eurotiales; Aspergillaceae
Product: fungal specific transcription factor domain-containing protein
Exons: 1
Coding region: 1-1839 (612 amino acids)
Biological process (GO): DNA-templated transcription; regulation of transcription by RNA polymerase II
Cellular component (GO): chromatin
Molecular function (GO): DNA-binding transcription factor activity, RNA polymerase II-specific; RNA polymerase II cis-regulatory region sequence-specific DNA binding; zinc ion binding
Source: RefSeq, a predicted model, not a curated record